Molecule: messenger RNA, 342 nt
Organism: Leptosia nina
Lineage: Eukaryota; Metazoa; Arthropoda; Insecta; Lepidoptera; Pieridae
Source: the annotation of a GenBank genome assembly
AUGGCAUCGGCAAUGGAUGUUGACGACGAAGAAGUCGAAAUGCCGUCGUCCAGCAGUGGUAAAGGGGAUAAGAAAAGAUUCGAAGUUAAGAAGUGGAAUGCUGUUGCGUUGUGGGCUUGGGAUAUCGUGGUGGACAACUGUGCAAUUUGCCGUAACCACAUAAUGGAUCUCUGUAUAGAAUGCCAAGCAAAUCAAGCAUCUGCCACUAGUGAAGAAUGUACAGUUGCUUGGGGAGUCUGUAAUCAUGCCUUCCACUUCCAUUGCAUUUCUCGAUGGCUUAAAACCAGACAAGUGUGCCCAUUGGACAACAGAGAAUGGGAAUUCCAAAAGUAUGGGCAUUAG